AUGGCCAUGGAGGGAAACCCGCCAUGCGCAUCUGUUCAACGCCGCACAGAUGGGGCGGACCCGCGGCUCCUGGGCCGCUGCAUGGAUGGCCGGCAGUCGUUGCAGAAGGAGGAGCAAGCUGAUGGUCGCCAGGCGAAGCGAUUCGAGGCCAUGGCCGGUUUGGGAGCGUUUAUAAAGGUUCCGCAAGCGUCAGUGGGCGCCGGCUGGGCCCUGGUCCUUCGGGAGGCCCGCGUGCGCUCCACGAAGCACAAGAGCAGCGAGCUUGUGGGCACCUUGGAGGAGGGAGGCUGGGUUCUGGUGGAGGAGGUUUCCUCAAAAUCCGCUCGCAUCCAGGAGCCUCUUGCUGGGUGGAUUGCCUUGGAGAGAUCUUCGGGGCCCAUCCUCCAACAGCAUCCCUGGCAGCGCGUCGUCCACUCUUUGGGCGGUCGGAAAGCUGGGACGAUGGCUACUGCCACUGUCAAGAGCACUUCAGAAGACGCCGCACUCGCCCAGCUACAGGCUUCCAGCGAGCUUCUUCCAGCAGCGCGUACCUCCACAGCACCUUCCUCGCAAGCGUCUCCGGCGGCCCCCACUCACAGCCUGCAGCUACUGGUACUGCCCCAGCCGGGCUGGGAGAUGAUCUACGCCCGUUUCGAGACGCCGGUAGAGAGGACCUCACCUUCCUGGCAUCCAUCUUCGGCGCUGCAGGUUCUGCCAAAGCCGGCUUGGGACCUGAUCUACCGCCGCUUCUCGAUGCCAGCAGAGAAGACCUUCGAGACACUUUGCUGGCAAACAACUUGGCCGCAAACCUUGCAGGUGUUGCCCCAACCAGCAUGGCAGGUCAUCCACGCGCACUUCUCGACGGCAGCGGAGAUGCCAGCAGACGGGAGCUCAAGAGCACCAUGCUGGCAACCGUCUUGGGCGGACACCCUGCAGGUCUUGCCGCAACCGGCUUGGGAGGUGAUCCAUGCCCGCUUCCCCGCGCCAGCGAAGAGGACCUCAACAACACCACCUUCACCAAGCUCCUGGGCGCGCGCCCUGCAUGUCCUUCCCAGGACCACGUUGCAGAGGACUAGAUCAGCUUGGGAGGCAAUCUACACUCGUUUCCGGCCAGCAGCGCCCGCAGAGAAAACCUCUCCGACACCUUCCUCCCAGGCAUCUGCAUCGCCGGCGGGGGGGGCUUCCACAGCGCUUGUCUCGCGAGCAUAUUGGGGGUGUGCUUUGCAGGUGAUGCCGAAGCCGGCUUGGGACAGUAUCUAUGCACGCUUCCCGACAACGCGGUCCUCGCAAACAUCUACGCUGAAGGUUCUGCCAAAGCCGGGUUGGGACCUGAUCUACGCAAGGUUCGCGAUGCCAGCAGAAAGCACAUCCACGACACCUUACUGGGAGACCUGUUGGGCGCUGCAGGUGUUGCCGCAACCGGCGUGGGAGGAGAUCUACGCUCACUUCCCAAUGUCAGCAGAGAGGACUCGGACAUCACCAUCGUUUCAAACAUCUUGGCCGCGAACAUCUUCCCAUGCAGCUUGGAUGCUGCAGGCGUUGCCCCAGCCGGCGUGGGAGGAGAUCUACGCCCGCUUCCCAAUGCCAGCGGAGAGAAGCUCCCCAACAUCUUCCCAAGCAUCUUGGGCGCUGCAGGUUCUGCCAAAGCCGGCUUGGGACCUGAUCUACCGCCGCUUCUCGACGCCAGCAGAGAAGGCCUUCGAGACACUUUGCUGGCAAACAACUUGGCCGCAAACCUUGCAGGUGUUGCCCCAACCGGCAUGGCAGGUCAUCCACGCGCACUUCUCGACGGCAGCGGAGAUGCCAGCAGACGGGAGCUCAAGAGCACCAUGCUGGCAACCGUCUUGGGCGGACACCCUGCAGGUCUUGCCGCAACCGGCUUGGGAGGUGAUCCAUGCCCGCUUCCCCGCGCCAGCGAAGAGGACCUCAACAACACCACCUUCACCAAGCUCCUGGGCGCGCGCCCUGCAUGUCCUUCCCAGGACCACGUUGCAGAGGACCAGAUCAGCUUGGGAGGCAAUCUACACUCGUUUCCGGCCAGCAGCGCCCGCAGAGAAAACCUCUCCGACACCUUCCUCCCAGGCAUCUGCAUCGCCGGCGGGGGGGGCUUCCACAGCGCUUGUCUCGCGAGCAUAUUGGGGGUGUGCUUUGCAGGUGAUGCCGAAGCCGGCUUGGGACAGUAUCUAUGCACGCUUCCCGACAACGCGGUCCUCGCAAACAUCUACGCUGAAGGUUCUGCCAAAGCCGGGUUGGGACCUGAUCUACGCAAGGUUCGCGAUGCCAGCAGAAAGCACAUCCACGACACCUUACUGGGAGACCUGUUGGGCGCUGCAGGUGUUGCCGCAACCGGCGUGGGAGGAGAUCUACGCUCACUUCCCAAUGUCAGCAGAGAGGACUCGGACAUCACCAUCGUUUCAAACAUCUUGGCCGCGAACAUCUUCCCAUGCAGCUUGGAUGCUGCAGGCGUUGCCCCAGCCGGCGUGGGAGGAGAUCUACGCCCGCUUCCCAAUGCCAGCGGAGAGAAGCUCCCCAACAUCUUCCCAAGCAUCUUGGGCGCUGCAGGUUCUGCCAAAGCCGGCUUGGGACCUGAUCUACCUCCGCUUCUCGAUGCCAGCAGAGAAGACCUCCGGGACACCUUGCUGGCAGACAUCUUGUGCGCUGCAGGAGUUGCCCCAACCGGCGUGGGAGGUGAUAUACACCCGUUUCCUGAUGCCAGCAGAGAGGACUCGGACGGUUACAUCACCUUUGUUUGAAUCAUCCUGGCCGCGCACCUUGCAGCUGCUUCCUCCGACUGCGUGGCAGGCGAUCUACGCCAGGUUCGCCGCCACCAGGAGCACGGGAACUUGCCAAACAUCCCGCCCACCCUCGCAGCCAACCAGCUGGUGGGCCGCGCUGCACGCAACUUCGCAGCAGAUGCUGUGCUGUGCGCGCAUGAAGUAG
Messenger RNA from Symbiodinium natans, 2919 nucleotides. The record is from the annotation of a GenBank genome assembly. Lineage: Eukaryota; Dinophyceae; Suessiales; Symbiodiniaceae.